Aspergillus viridinutans is the source of this 3084-nucleotide messenger RNA. RefSeq names its product non-ribosomal peptide synthetase. Bases 1 to 3084 code for a protein of 1027 amino acids. Lineage: Eukaryota; Fungi; Ascomycota; Eurotiomycetes; Eurotiales; Aspergillaceae. Gene Ontology annotation, molecular function: phosphopantetheine binding. The transcript has a single exon. The record is from RefSeq and is a predicted model, not a curated record.
AUGGGCUCAAUAACUCCAUCAGUCUCCGAGUACGAUGUGGCCGUCUCCCGAGACGAAGGGUUGGCUCAACUCUUCUAUCAACGGAUGGUCGAGGAUCCCUCCGCCGUGGCAAUUGUCGAUGAACAGGGCGAGAGCCUGACAUACGAAGCACUACAUGAGAGAGCCAUUGAGCUGGCGCAGGCUCUAACCCGGGAAGCGUUCGAUGUGGAGGAACGAGUCGGCAUUGUCGUUCAGCAUGGGCUCUGGGACGCCGUCACACAGGUGGCCAUCAUCUACGCGGGAGGGACGUGUGUCCCUCUCGAUCCUCUCUUGCCCGACCAGCAGAUUAUCAACCGACUGAAACGAUUAGGCACCCGGUAUGUCCUCGUGGACGAGGCCAACAGCAAGCGGAAUCUCCCCUUUGCCUUACUGCCUGUUGAGCUGCGACCUGAACUCCGCAAGCCAUUCUCUACCCUGGCGGCGCAGUUUCCCCUCCCGACGACCAUGGCCCACUGUACACACCUGAUCCACACAUCCGGCACAACCAGCGAGCCCAAAGCCGUACAGAUCGCCGCUCGCUCCAUCGUCCAUGUGGCGCAUCACGCACCCUACGAACCCGUCCACAAAUCCGACGUGGUGGGCCACGGCAACAACACCAGCUUCGACGUGGCCCUGUUCGACAUCUGGGCCGCCCUCGUCCGUGGGGCUACUAUCGGGGUGCUCAGCAAGUCCACUCUUCUGGAUGUUCCCGCCAUGGCCGCCGCUAUCUGCCAGCUGGGCAUCACCAUCAUGGCUAUUACUGCGCCCUUGGUCAACCUGGCGGCAGCAACGUGUCCCACAACAUUCCAACCGCUCCGGGUAGUCCUCAUGGGCGGCGAGACGGUUAAUCUCCGCGCAAUGGAGGCGAUUCUGGCCGCUGGGCCACCGGAACAUCUCAUGAACGCCUACGGGCCCACGGAAUGCUGCGUCUACUGUCUCACCCACGAGAUCACAAUGGAUGAUGUGGAGGCAGGUAAAGUUGGCAUUGGCAAGCCCAUCGGCCGCAAUGUCUGUUGCGUGUGUGACGAUGAGGGUCGUCCUGUCCCCGAGGGCGAAGAGGGCGAGUUGCUGGUGGGCGGGCCGGGCGUGUCGCCGGGAUAUGUUGACCAGCCUGACAAGAACGCGAAGCCCUUCAUCUAUGUUGCUGGACUGGUCGAUCCCGGGUGUAGUGGGCCAUACCGGAUGUAUCGCACUGGGGAUAUGGUGCGGCUUCGUCGUGACGGACAUCAUGACUUCCUGGGUCGUCGGGAUCAUCAGGUCAAGGUUCGAGGUUACCGGGUCGAGCUGGCGGCGGUUGAUGCCGCACUGAUGAAGACGGGCCACUUCUCCGAGGGGCUUUCUAUGCCAAUAGACGCGACGGAGGACGGGGCGGGUUCGACGCUCGUGGCCUUUGUUGUCCUUCAGGCUAACGCCACUCACGAUGCCGUGGCGGACGCGAUGAAGACGCUUCGUGCGACAUUGCCAGACUACAUGGUGCCGCAUAUUGAGGUCAUCUCGGAAAUGCCACUGAAUGCGCACGCAAAAGUGGACCGCAGGAAGCUGGCAGAGAUGUAUCACCAGCGCCGGAAGAAGCAUAUCUGCGCUCUUCAUGGGAAGACCAGGGGUAUGAGUACGCGUGAGCACCUGGCCCAUCUCUGGGCCACCAUCCUGGCCACCCCCGUUCUUGAAUAUGCAGAUGAAGACGACUUUUUCGCCCUCGGCGGCACCUCCCUUCAGGCCUCAUUACUAAUCAGUCGCAUCCGGCAGCAGUUUCGCACGGGAAUCUCUCUUCUCACGCUGUAUGACCACUCUACGCUGGGCUUGCUUGCCUCCGUCAUCGACCGCCACAGGGGAUCAACCAUGGCGACAGUGCGCAAUGAGCGCUCCCUGUGGCUUGCAGACACCAAGCUGGCGGAUAGCCUUCAGCUCCCGCUCGGGCCGGUCAUUGACUGGCGCCGGGAUACCGAAGGCCGUGUUUUCCUGACGGGCGCCACCGGGUUCGUCGGAGCGUUCAUGCUGGCGGAUCUGCUGAAGAUGCCCGACGUGCAUCAGGUAGGCUGCCUGGUGCGCGCCAUUGAUAUUGCCACUGGCCUACAGCGCCUGCAAGCCGCCUUACGCAAAUACGACCUCUGGCACGAUACGUUUCUGCUCAAGCUUCUCCCUCUCUGCGGCUCGCUAGAGGACCACUGGCUUGGCCUCGGCGAGCAACGCUUCGGUGAGAUCGCCAACUGGGCCAGUGUCAUCUUCCACCUCGGCGCGCGCGUCAACUACACCCAGCCCUACUCUCUCCACCGUCCGGCCAACAUUAUCGGCACGCUCAACGUCGCCCGUCUUGCCGUCACCGGCCGCCUCAAGGGUCUCCACUACUGCUCCAGCAUCUCCUGCUACGGCCCCACCGGGUUCGUGACCGGCGCCAAGUUCAUCUACGAAGACGCGCCUCUCCUCCCGCAUCUGGACGCCCUUCCCUACGACCACGGCUACGCCCAGAGCCAAUGGGCCGCCGACCAACUCCUCCAACGCCUCGUGGGCCGCGGAUUCCCCAUCGCCGUGUACCGCCCCGGCUUCGUGACAGGCGACCACCCGACGGGAGCCUGCAACCCGGACGAUUUCUUCAGCCGGUUGAUCCGCGCCAGUCUCGACCUGGGGGCGUACCCGGCCCUCCCCAACCAGCGCAAGGAGUUCGUCCCUGUGGACUACGCAGUCACUGCCAUGCUGCACAUCUCCUCCAGCAUGUCCUCUCUCGGCCACGCUUUCCAUAUCCUGCCCCAGCGAUCAGCGUCAGUCGACAUGGACGGGGUGAUGGAGUUGUUGAGCCAGGCGCGGGGCGCGGUGAUGCAGCGAGUCAGCUACAGCGAGUGGAUUGAGCGGCUCUCGGCGAGUGCGCAUGCAAGUCUCCAGCCGUUACUUCCCAUGCUGGCGGAGAAGGUGCACAAGGGCCUGAGUCGAUGGGAACUGUACGAGAAUAUGCCCACGUACGACGAUACCAACACGAGGCGGGCAUUAGCCACCUAUCCAGGAGGGUUACAGUGUCCGCCUUUUGACUGUGCGUUGAUGGAGAAGUAUGUUGAUUAUCUGUUUAAUUGCUAG